AUGGUUUCUAGUUAUCAUUUAUUUUAUUCAGGAAAAGAUGUGAUUAAGGGAUGGGCAAAUGAAGUUCAUGAAGUUAUAAAUUCAAAGCCAUCUUCGCUUGUUGGUGCAGCAUCAUCAUAUUUAACGUCAUUUUCCUCAAGUGGAUCUUCAUACAACAUGCCACAAUCUACUAGUAAUACCAAUCAAUAUCAUGCUUUAGGAUUAUUAUAUUUGAUUUAUGACAUGAUAGAAUGGCAAUAUACGGCCAAAAUUUUAGAGGAGGAUCCUAAGUAG
Molecule: messenger RNA, 273 nt
Organism: Entrophospora sp. SA101
Lineage: Eukaryota; Fungi; Glomeromycota; Glomeromycetes; Entrophosporales; Entrophosporaceae
Source: the annotation of a GenBank genome assembly